Musca domestica (house fly) is the source of this 1925-nucleotide messenger RNA. RefSeq lists its product as uncharacterized. The transcript has 2 exons. Lineage: Eukaryota; Metazoa; Arthropoda; Insecta; Diptera; Muscidae. The record is from RefSeq and is a predicted model, not a curated record. The coding region runs from base 654 to 1889 and encodes 411 amino acids.
CGCAGCAAACAUAAAAGGCGGCAUUAUGUAAACAACAACAAAACGUUACAAGGACAUGUCAUGCAGUUUGCCACUUUGAAGCAUGGUUGGGCAAAAAUAAUCAAUAGCAGUAAAGCAUAAGAGCGCUCGCCGAGGAAGAGGAAAUGUAAUUGAGUUUAGUGUGUAGUGGAUGUCAGAAACAGACGGAGAGUGAGUGUUGCGUAUCGAACGAUACCAGACAGACAUUUGACAUUUUCAUAAAUUGGUUCGGGAUUUUCAUGGAUAAUAAAAAGGCGUUUUCACAGAGUUUCUCUUGAAAUGCAAGGAAGUAAUAAACUAAGUGAAAUAAAAAUAAAUAAUUAAUAAAUUUAGGAGAAAAAUCUCACAGCGAAGCAUUUACAUAAAUAUUAUCCCUGCAUUCGUUAAAGUGUAUACCAAACAAAACGUCGAAAAACGAAAGGAAAUUCCCUUUGCCCCUAACCAACCAACCUACCAUACAACAAAGAAAACGUCCUAAUUUAAGUUCAAAAACACUUCGAACAGAGAAGAUUUAAUAAAAACGGAAAAGUUUCUAUAAUUGUUAUUAAUUAUGUAGUGAAAAUGUGUUAACUUUUCCCCAAGUUCUCCUGAGAAAAAUUCAUCGAAAAAAAGUUUUCAAUAAAAUUGAAAGAAACAUGGUGGCCGAUGAAAUGUCUGGCGAUUCCAGCAAUACGGUGAAGGAACGCCCUGUUUUUAUACCGCCACGUAAACGUCAAACGAAUAAAAAAUCAAAUGGCACACAAAAUUAUGUGGACCACAUAGCCAAUGUACAGAAUCGCCAAAAACUCUCUCCCUCAAACAAUGGCCUCGAAGAGGAUCUUCUCAAUACGAAACUGCUGAUAAAAAAUAAACAACCACUGCCACAGAUACCGGUCAAAAACGCCGGCGAUUCCAGUAGUGAAAUCAAAUCGGCUGCCCAGUCGGUGGACAAUAUCUAUGUCGAUGAUAAUGAGUUGAAUAAUUUCGAAAGUGUUUCACAGGGCACCAAGUCCACAAAUCGCCACGAAUCAUCAACGGUCACUCCCAGUAGCUAUUCGGAGAGUAGUCUGGACGUGAAGCUAAGUAAAUCUCAUGACUGUCUAAGUAAUCGUUCGUCGUCCAAGAAACGAGUGAACAUACGAACCGACUUACCCCAAUUGCGUAGUGAACGUAAUUCACCCGAUCAGGCGGCCAACUAUGAGGAUUUGGAAUCGGGCGAGACAAGUGUGCUCAAUACCUAUGACCAUUCGUUGGAACGAUAUCAAACGGCCAGAAAGUCAAUGGACAGCACAAAUUAUUUAACCAUGACGGGCACCAUAAAACGUGGUCGUAAAAAGGGGCAAAGUUUCGAUCUCCAGUUGAACAUCAGCCGCGAUGAAUUGGAGAAAAUCAAUGCAGUGGCCAUUAGCACCGUUCAACAGAAGAGAGAGAAUCUCUGCUGCAAAUGUUCGCUGAAUACGGGCCUACAUAUUCUCGUACUUUCGCUGAUAUGUCUGCCCUUUGUGUCCCUAAUAACGGCAAUUUAUAGUUUCUACAUUGGCACCAUUACCUGGUAUAAUGUUUUCAAUUAUCUGCAUGAGGAGAAAUCGAUAAUUGUUCGUUUGCUAAUGUCACCCAUACUGGUGGCAGCAUAUCCUGUCUAUAUCCUGGGCUGUAGUAUUGGUUUGGCCCUGUAUGCCGGAUUUGCACAGCUGAGUUUUCAAUUUUCCAGUUGGUUCAAUGAAAUUGCCGAUAUCGAGAAAGGGUUCUACGGUUGGCUUUGUUCGCUGCUGAACUUGUCCGAUUGCAGUCCCUAUGAGGUGGUAAUCCUAACGGAUAUACGAGAUGAACCAGUGUUGGGUGUACCACCACGUUUGGAAAUCCAAACAUCCAAUGAAGAAUUGACACUAUAAGGUAAAGCGAUGGCAACCCUAGUAUUAAGAGAGAGA